ACAAAAUGGCGGUGUAAACAGAAAAAAAUAUGAUGUCAGAUAACGGUGUCAGAUGAGUUUGCUUUUGAAUUUUCGUUGUUUUUUCCCUAAAACAAGUGGAUAAAGUUUACAAUAAGAUGUUGGAUCUUGAAGUAGUGCCCGAGCGCUCUCUUGGUAACGAAGAAUGGGAAUUUGUUCUAGGAAUGCCAGUGUCACAGUGCGUUCAGAUUUUAAAACGACAAUGUAUGGUAAUAAAGUCUGUGCAAGUUAUUUACAGCGAAGCGAAUCCUUUGGCAGUUGAUCUUAUCCUAAACCUGCCUAAUGAUGGAAUUCGUUUGAAAUUUGAUUCAUCAGUUCAACGGCUCAAGGUCAUUGAGGUGUAUCAGAUGAACAAAGUGAAGUUGAAAUAUUGUGGUGUACAUUUUAACUCCCCUCAACUUGGACCAACCAUUGAUCAGAUUGACCAAUCAUUUGGUGCUACUCAUCCAGGAGUAUAUGAUUCAAGUCAUCAGUUAUUUGUGCUGAAUUUCAGAGGUGUUUCAUUCACCUUUCCAAUUGACUCAAAGUUUGAGCCACAUUAUGUCCACGGUCUUGGUUCUCUCCAGUUUUCCUCUGGCGACUCCCCGGUUGUGUCCAGAAUGAGCAUUUACAACGGCAACAGUCUAUCAAGCAAAACAAAGGCGCCUUCUCUUCCGAUUACGUGUUUUUAUGGAAAUUGUUAUGCAGAAUCUCUCAAAGUUCUCAAUUCAUCUGAAGGCAUUACUGGUCUUCAAUUUCAACUUGUUGGUGAAGGAAAUGAAUUUGGAAAACCGCACGAGUUGCGUAAGAAAGUGUUGGAAAGAACAAUUUCAUUUGGGGAUACAUGUCAGGAUGUUAUGAGCUGUUUGGGCUCACCGUGUAAAGUUUUUUACAAAGCGGAGGAUAAGAUGCGAAUUCACUCGCCAUAUCCUUACAAACUGGAUCAAUCAAACAGUUCAGACUAUUUUUACAAUUAUUUUACUCUUGGUUUGGAUGUCUUGUUCGAUGCUGACACUCACAAAGUCAAGAAAAUCAUAAUGCACACGAAUUUUCCAGGCCAUUAUAAUUUCAACAUGUAUCAUCGAUGCCAAUUUGCUAUCAAGAUUGACAAAGGAAGAAAGGCGGUACAAGCGGGUGGUAAAGAAGAGAAUGAACAGUUCGAGAUUAAUCCUUGUACAAAGUGGGACUGUGUGCAAAAUUUCUUGGGGAAAACUGUGGAGGCACCGGUCGUUUUGAACAGGUCAUCAACGACUAACACAUCCAAUCCGUUUGGCUCGACAUUUUGCUACAGUCUUCAGCACAUGAUAUUUGAGGUCAUGCAGAACAAUCAUAUCGCUUCCGUCACACUGUACCAAGAGAAGCCUUCAUGUCGCGCGGAAUUUUAAAGCAGAAAUCAGAAAAUCCCUUUAUAAAGCAAAGUAUUAAUAUGGUUUGGGGGACAUUACUUGUAAAUAUAUAUAUAUAUAGAUAUAUGAUAUUUCGAUAAUAU
Dendronephthya gigantea is the source of this 1486-nucleotide messenger RNA. RefSeq names its product UPF0183 protein C16orf70 homolog. The record is from RefSeq and is a predicted model, not a curated record. Lineage: Eukaryota; Metazoa; Cnidaria; Anthozoa; Malacalcyonacea; Nephtheidae. Gene Ontology annotation, cellular component: trans-Golgi network. Gene Ontology annotation, biological process: Golgi to plasma membrane protein transport.